Molecule: messenger RNA, 1335 nt
Organism: Penicillium olsonii
Lineage: Eukaryota; Fungi; Ascomycota; Eurotiomycetes; Eurotiales; Aspergillaceae
Source: the annotation of a GenBank genome assembly
AUGUCUUUCGAUCUCCCCCAAGCUCCUGUGGCCCUACAUUCCCGUGGCGCACUGUCCCACGAGACCGUUGCCUUGACGCCCCUAAGAUCGACAGAGCCGUUGACACCCCGUGCAAACAACCUACCUUACCACCGUCGGGCCAACACCGAACUUGCGAGACCUCCACGCUUCCACGAAGAACUCGAAGACCUCGGCGAACUAGAAACAAUACGUCCGAAGAACUGGACGGGCAACUCGAAGAAGAAGUUCGAAACCCGAGCUCGGGUGUUAUCAGACUGGUUCCAGGGCAAAUCGGACCCGGUGGAUUUGGGUCUGAAAAUGGCACCCAACGCUGAUGGGUCAGGGGAAACACGAUCUCAUUUCGUCUCACAUACUCGACAACACUCGACUCCCGUCACAAAUCGUUUCUCUUUCUUCGGCCUCCGUCGACAGCCUAGCAAACCUAGCUUCCCUGAACCGGCCGAAGAUGAGUUCCUAAACCUCGAUAUCGCAGCUGCGCUGUCACUACCCGAGUCGGACUCCGAUGAUGAGGCACUGGAUGCCUUGCGGGACCAUGCUGAUAAGGUGCUACGACGCAUGCAAGAUGCCUACAAACAACGCACCUUCGCCAUGCACCAAGCCCUGGCCGAUAAGAAUGAAAAGCAAGAAGAGCUCGAAGAAACUCGCUCACGGGUCGAUCAUUUGAAGAUGCAGCUGGACGGCAUGGCAGCGAAGGUGCUCGACCAAGAAAAAGCCAUGCAGGCCAUGGCGGAGGAGUUGGAACAGGAGAGACGGCUGCGAAAGGACGAGGAGUCCCGAAGUCGCAGCCGCACCCUCCGCACCGUCCCCGUGGACGAAGAUACCCCCGCCCUGGAACUCCAGACUCCUCGUCGCGGCAGCAAACGUGCCAGCCAUAGUACAUUCACAAGUGACUCAGGCUUCGAGUCUGGCGACGAGAGUAUUGCCGAUAGUGUGUUCUCCCACCGGGAGGGUAUUGAGUCUCCCACAUCGACUCUGGCAGCUCCAUCUCCCAAUCUGUCGCAGAUCGCCUUGUCUACGCCGACUGGCCCGACACCUACACCUGCCAUUCAGAAGAGUCUCGUCGCGGUCACCAAUGGGCCGGCGCCUGCACGGUCCUCGGCAUACGACCGCGUGCUCAAAGGACUCGCCUCCACGCGUCUCGGAAGCUCUUUUGGCACUAACAACGCGUCUAAUUGUAACAAUUGUUAUGGCGUCCCAGCUUCCGAGGCGUGGAGCGUGAUGGGAGUUUUGAAAGAGGAAAACCGGGGUCUGAAGACUAGACUUGGCGAACUUGAAGUUGUCAUUGAUGACUGCUUGGGGAUGGUUGGUCCUUGA